This is a messenger RNA of Hydractinia symbiolongicarpus, 6843 nucleotides long. RefSeq lists its product as uncharacterized. The coding region runs from base 256 to 6084 and encodes 1942 amino acids. The transcript is spliced from 11 exons. The record is from RefSeq and is a predicted model, not a curated record. Lineage: Eukaryota; Metazoa; Cnidaria; Hydrozoa; Anthoathecata; Hydractiniidae.
UGCACAAAAAAUUGGUUCUUUAAAUAUGGUGGAUGUUAGGCAUGAAAUUUAUUGAAAACCAUUUAAUCUACCAUUUUUUGGUAUACAUGUCAAUUAAGCAGCAGUAUUUGUUACAGGGUAGUGGUUGGAAUCUAGAAGAUAUAUAAUGCAGAGUGCAUCAAAUUUGUAAAUUACCACCUUAACUUUUUGGAAUGGUAUUGCUUUUAUCCAAAUGUAUAUUUAAAAUGAUACUUUUUAUAUUAUAAGCAAAAAAAAAUGAAGAUGGGAGGAUUUAGUGUGGGCUGGUACAUACUGUUAGUAGCAGCGGCUGCGUACGCGCAAAAUGAUAAUAAAAACUUCAACAAGAAAGGAAACGUUGCUUCUGUCGACGAUAUUUAUAACAGGGAGUGGAAAAAUGUCCUCACAAAGUACCUAAAAGAUAAUAAUGAUGUACCCACAAUGAAAAGCAAACGUUACGUUAUUGAAAAGACUUUAUUAAAAGCUCUAAACAAUAGCGACGAGUUAUUUGACGUUAACAAGAACAGCAUGAUUGAUGGCGAUAAUUCGAAAAAAUCAAAUAUUUCCCGUCAUGAAAAUACUAAAAAAGACAUCGUGUUUCAACUUCACAACUAUAAAACUGAAAAUAAUAUUCGAAAUCGUCAGACUAUCGGCUCCCCUGUGGACAGUUAUGGUGCAAGUAUUGGAAAAGCGUAUGGCGAUCCCGAUAACUAUCAAGCCAUUGGCGAUGGUGUAUUUCUUAUGAACAGUGAUUCUAGAGUAGGUAGUAGCAGUAGUAAUAACGAAUUGACUGCGAAAACAAAAAUUAAAACGAUAAAGGAAAGUUUGCCAGACACUACAAAAACUUUGACAACUAUUAUUGGCAACCUUGAUAAAGAAGACAAGGAUAUCAUGGACGAAACGAGAAAGCGUCAUGCGAAUGUAAUGCAGUCCAUAGCUAUUGAAAGUGAUGCACCGACCCAUUCCGAUGCGAUUAGUGCUCAACACAACUAUCAGCAAGAAAAAAUUCUUUCAUCUGACAACAACAUUGAAGGGGUCGAACCAAAAGAGAUGAAUUUAAUAAAUAAUAUUGAAAAAGAUUUGAAAGCUGAUGACAAAAAAGCAGAUUUAAACAUAAAUGCUGAGACCGAGGCCAUUCACCGUAGCACUGCUAUUGACUUAGCAACUGGGCAAAAAAGUCUUGACACCAUUGCAAAGGCUGUGCAGGACACUGACAAAGAUUUUAUAAAAAACAAUCCGUUGGUAGUUGACCCUGAAACAAAAGAAGGUUCAUUAGAGAGUAAUGAACAACCCGAAAUGUAUAAAAAAGACUUUACAAUCAGGUCAUCAGAUGUCAAAAAAAGUCUUGAUAGAAUAGACGCUGGAGACAAACAAAUCAAAACAUUUGCAGGCAAAAACGUCGAUAAAUACAACACUGGCGAAAAUGAAUAUGACUCAGAAAGAGUAAAAAAUAUUGUAGAUUUUGCAGCACAGGAAGAUGCGCAGAUAAUGGUUGGAGGUAGUAGAAGUCGCAGACCUAAAAAGCAUCGCAGUAAGCAUAGUAGAGCAAAACAUAAUAAAAAAAUCUGGCACGAUCUGUUUAAGCACUUUGAUAAUAAAAAUGAAGUAAAGAAACUAGUUCCUUCAAAGCCAAAAAACAGAUAUCAAUCUGCAUCUGACGAUAGUUCCGCAGAUACAGGAUUUUUCAUGGCAGAUGAAAGUGAUUUAGCCAGUUUGAAUAAAAAGACGGAAGAUUUUGUUUCUCGCACUGUUAACGCUUCAUUAGUAGACAUAAUACAGCCUUCACAAAUUGAUAUAGCAAAUAAAAGAAGAAACUUAUCCAGCUCAAGUGAAGAAGAAUCACUACAACAUAUGAAUCAGGUUCAUCCAUUUGUUUCAAACGAAACAAAAAGAGCUAGUCAAUCAAGCGAUUAUAAGUCUUCACACAAUCAAUAUCCUAAAACGCCAGAUAAAGACGAUAUCAACUUAUACAAAACUUUAAACAAAACAGAUCUUAAAAGACACAACCGACACCGUUCUGGGUCAGUUUGGAAGGUGUCAAAGAAACCUUCAAAACUGAUUACUGUUGGCAAAAAACCAGGUGUGCAAAUUGAUUUGUAUAUAACAAAUAAUAAGAAAAAAAGAACUAAAAAGAAAGCUAACGUACGCAAGCAUGAUACCCUUAAAAGCGACAUGCAAGUGAUCGGAAAUCAGAGAUUUAUUGCAAGUAACAGUGACGAGGAUGACACAACAUCCGGUCUUAGUAAUGAUGUUGAAGAUGUUUCGUUAAAAGAAGCUGCAAAUCAUCAAGAAAGAGAUAUGUUUAGCGUAAAUUCAAAUGACAAUGAAUUUGGAUCUGACAAAACUAGCAUUGAUGAUAUCCAAACUGAUCAUGUAGAAGGUAACGAGGAUAAACAAAGUAAUGAGGUCAACAUACAAGAUGCUUUGAAUAGUGAGGAAAUAAAUAAUGCGAUAAAGCAGUCUGAUUUAAAGGGUUUGAGUGAAAUGAAAAGUGAGAUAGAUCUUCAAGAUGAAAAAAAUACAGUAGAUUUUUUUAAUCAACCAAACACGGCAAAGUCUUUUUCUCACCACUUGGACAUAUCUCCAAACAUGAGAGAACUAACGCAACAAGUCAAAGAAGCGGAAGCCGGAGUUGAAAAUGAGUCAAUCAAAAGUGCAAAUGAGGAAGAUCCCCAGAAAGUGAAAAUUAUUCUACAUAUCCCAGAAGGAAUUUCAAAACAAAAAGAAAAAGACCAAAACACGAACACGAACACGAAAGAAGCAGUGAAAUCUCUGGAAGAGCAAGCAAAGGCGUUCUUGUCAACUGAUUUGUCAAAUGAUAUUGAAAAAAAUCUCAAAAUCAAGAAAGAAAAGGAAAACUUUAAUGACGAGACAUUAGAAGCAGCAAAAAAAAUCGAAGAGUUUAUUAAGCAAGAAGCUUCAAAGGAAGCUGCUGAAGACAAAAAGAAAGAAGCACAAGUGACAGGAAAACAAGACACGUCUAUAAAAAAUGAUAAAGAUGAAGAAACAAGUGAAAACAUUUUAAGCGCAAUUUUAAAAUCAAGUGGUACUUUACAUGACCUUGCACCAGCUGAAAGCACAGAUGGUUAUGAAAACAAUAAUUCUAAUCAGAUCUUUAAAGUCAAAGAAAACAAAAUGUUGGAUGUUGAAAAAAAUAAAUUCAUGGUGAAAAACGCAGGAAAGGCUCUGGAUAGCCUUAAUGGUUUAAGUAGCUCAAAAGAGCAUUCGAAAUUCGAUUCAAUUCUAUCUUUCGCAAAUAAUUUUAAUCCACACCCGACCACCCCCUUACUGGAAAAGUUCAUAAAGACAACCCAUGAGCAAGCUUUAAGUAAGGAGCCGAUGAAAAGCUCGGAUGCGGUUUUACCCUCAUUCACCGAUGUAGAAGUAACUGCCCCUACACCCUCUCAACAGUUACGCAUAAACGGGGGUAAAGUUCUUGGCGGUAAUGUCAGAGGUGGAAAUAUAUUAGGUGGGGUAGUGUCUGGUGGAGAUGUUUCUGGAGGAGAAAUUCGUGGUGGAAGAAUCACUGGUGGUACCUUCAAGAACGGUUUAUUUUUAGGUGGAACACUCGAUAAUGGUAUUGUAGAAGGUGGUCGUAUUAAGGGCGGAAAAAUAGAAGGAGGGGAUAUUAAAUCUGGCAUGGUGGAUGGGGGUAUUGUUAUAGGUGGUGUUAUUGAUGGUGGUCAUUUAAUUGAUGGAUCUGUUGAAGGAGGAGAAUUUAAAGGAGGUGAAAUAAUAGGAGGCCAUCUUAUUUCAGGUGAAAUGGACGGUGGGGUAUUAAAAAAUGGUACCAUUAAUGGUGGAGUCCUAAAGGGUGGUGUUAUUGAGAGUGGUACAUUGGAAGGUGGUGUUAUGUUGUCAGGGAUCUUAAGGGGUGGUGAUGUGAAGUCAGGGAUAAUAAAAGGCGGGAUUAUCGAUAAAGGUGUUAUCGUUCAAGAUGCAGAGAUAGGACCUGGUGUUGAAAUACACGAUGGCAUUGUUAAAGGAGGAAAAAUUACGGUGAACAGCCUUCCACAAGUAACUGGUGUUCAGUCCACUCUGUUGACGAGUCCUCUUGUUCCGGAAGCAGAUCACACUGAUGAAAACAGAUCUAAUAUUAUGUACACACUUGAAGUACUACCAAAACCAACACCUAAAGAAGCUUCAAUUGCCACUGUAGGCAACGCAACUGCAAUCCAACAACAGGAUGAGCCGAUUAAAGUAAUAGCAAACCUAGCACCGUUGACAAACGAUAGUGACGACAACCACAGUCAAGAGCAAGAAAAACAUUUGCUUGAAAAAUCCUUAAGUGUAAUGAAUAAUGGGAUUGAAAUUGAAAAUCAUUUAAGAAAUAUUGCAAAACCAAAAGAAAGUCAUAAAGAAGAAAAACACCGCAUCAAGCAAGAAGAAGCGAGUGAGGUGAAACAAAGUGAAUUUCCACAGUCAAAACCAAAUAUACUAACAAAUCAGGUUGAAUCAGGCCACAUCAUGCAGUUAAUCAGUACGCCAAAACAUGACAGCAUAGACGUGCGCAAACAGAAACUUACGAGCAAUAGGGCAAAAGCAAGACAAAUUGUUGAUGCUGAUAACAAAAACAUUCAACACCUUUUAAACCAGUUGCAAACGUCGGCUAAGAGAGCUCCUGCUGACGAGUUUAAAAAUAGAGUUGCAGCAUCCAUGUACGCUCAACUGGAAGAAAGAAAGAAUGCACAAGGGCGUUUGAUGGAGGAGGCGCCUUUGGCACACUGGGAGUUAUCGAAAUCGAGCAACAGUGUUAUAAAAGGGGAACCUGGAGUUAAGUUGAGAGUUUCUGGUGGCGUACGACUUCACAAUGGACACGCGAUACUAGACGGUAUCAAUGGAUAUAUGGAUGCUGGAGAUUAUCAAGGAGAAUGUUUUAGUGAUCCAGAAGUUUGCGAAAACGGUUUUACUGUUCAAAUGACGCUGAAAAUUUAUCGAGAUAGUGUUUUCAACACAAGUAGGAUGUUUAUUAUUGAUUCUGGAGCGUGGAGUAAAGAUUCACGUGGUAUAAGUUUAUAUGUGAGUGAUGGACGCAUUGGCGGAAUUGUGGUUACUCGUGAUGAAACAUGGUGUCUCCACAAAAUACUGGAACCUUAUAUUGAAAAAUGGAUGACUUUAACAGUGACAUGGGAAAAAAAUAAAGGACUAUUCUUGUACAUCAACUGUGAUGAAUUUGAUAAAUCACUUCCACAUGCGUCGUCAGAAUGUGACCAAUGUAUCGACAAAAAUGGUUGCCACAAAACAGACGUAGCUACAAGAUUGAUGUUUGGUCGUCCAAAUAAAGGACCACAUUUUAAAGUUAUCCAUAUGGCAGUGGGGGAAAUAUCCUUAUAUGAAAGAUAUUUUGAUAAAGAAGACGUGAAAAAGAUAUGUGGGUCAAAAGACGAUGUGUCAACUUCUUCAGCUCUUGCAUCCAUCAUCCAGACACCGUCACCAAUGAUAUCCGCAUCAGCAGUUCCAGUAGUUCAACCAACUGAACCACCAAAAGGAUCAGUCAUAUCUUUCAUAAAGCAACGCCAUUCAAACGACGAAGACGGGCCAUAUAUGUGGCCUACACCUCCUUCAAUAAAAUUUAGAAAACAACAUGAUAUCGUUAAAGCGGACUUAAAGGACAACCUAUGGCCAACUCCUGCCCAUUUGCGCCCCAUGAUGCAACAUAAGUCAACACAAGCGCAUCAGACACUUAUUGAUUACAACACUGAUCGAAGAUCGUCGCUGUGGUCUAAACAGGACGAUAGAAUAAACGGUGGUUACUCAUCUUGGACUGGCUGGUCACCUUGCAGUCAGUCUUGCGGAGACGGCGUCAAGAUUGCAGUUCGUUACUGUAGUAAUCCCAUGCCAAAACGAGGCGGUAAAGACUGCUCCAUGCUUGGUUCACCGAGAAAAUUUACACCUUGUUCCAAUGCUCCUUGUGCUGUAAGAGGCGAAAGACGUGGUACUAUUCCAGUCAUGCAUUUAGACUAUGGCACGAAGAAAUCAAUAGUUCCAGGAAACGUGCAAUCGCCGAUGAUUAUAGUCAACGGCCAGCAAAAAUCAUUGCAGGAGCUAGAAACAGCAUUCGAACAACUUAAACACAGAAGGAAGUAAUCAUAAUAUGUUGUGUUUCGUGAAUAAUAAACGAUUGUGAUGCAAACAAUUGUGUAUUAAAGAAGGAUGCUGUCCACUAAGCAUUGCAAAUAUUCUCAAUAAAGUAUAUAGAAUCUAAUUAUUACAAACGAACAUGCUAAACGCAUUGCUUGUACAGAUCCAAAAGGAAAUAAAAAGACCGAAGAGAGCCCUUGUAUGAAACAGUAAAACAUUCAUUAGUUCGUUCGUAGCUUUGUAUUAUUAUAUGUGUUGUUUAGCCAUUUCGUAUGUAUAUAUGCCUAUAUAUAAAUAGCCAUAUUUUACACAUUUUACGUCUGAGCACUUUUUUCCGGGAACUUCAAAACUGGCUUUCCAUAAUCCACUUACCGAUCAUAUGAAAAAGUUUUUCUAAAUUCUAAAGGUUUUUGAUAACAUUUUUUCAAACGAUUUGUUAGAUGCAGCUUGUUUUUGUUAACAAUUUUUUUAUAAACAAUUACUUUCAAAUCAGUUUAAGUGUCCGACCUUCUAAAAUUUUGCUCAUAUCAGGUUAAUAAGUUAUACGUAAAAUACAUAAGAGAGGGUUCCGAUGUUGACACAGAAUGCAACCAAAAACCUGUGAGCUAUGACACUAUAGUAGAACCCAGGCACCAAUGGGGAAGUCCCAGGAAAAAAAUUAAAGUUUAGGAACGCUCUAAAAGAAUGUGGGUCAAUCGGUAUUAGAAUUUAGACUAGUCCAAAGUAUAUAUACCAAACUUUACAAAAUAUAAUUUUUAUAACGAA